This is a messenger RNA of Clonostachys rhizophaga, 867 nucleotides long. NCBI's taxonomy places the organism in Eukaryota, Fungi, Ascomycota, Sordariomycetes, Hypocreales, Bionectriaceae. The record is from the annotation of a GenBank genome assembly.
AUGGCUUUGAAAUUAACAGCGCCUCGAGUUCUUGCUGCUUCAUCUUUUUUUCUCACAGGAUUCAUUGCAUAUCGCUACGGAAGCGCGCAUCGUUUAAACAACGAAUCAUCUCCAUCAAACAUCAUGACUGUCAAUCACUCGUUUCAGACACAAUUUGCUGUCCCAUUAUCAUGCGAUGGCUGUGUAAAGUCUGUUUCAGACUCAGUUCUCAAGUUGGGUGGUAUAAGCAAGGUUGAGGGCAACCUCAAGGAUCAACUGAUAUACGUUGAAGGCUCUGCUGCGCCAUCGGCCAUUGUUGAGGCCAUUCAGGCAACGGGACGUGACGCCAUCCUACGAGGCUCAGGCACUUCAGACAGUGCUGCGGUCAGCAUAUUGGAAACAUACACAGACAAGAAACAAACGGCACAUGAAGGAACAAACCGCGAGGUCAGGGGGUUAGCGCGGAUGGUGCAGGUCAGCUCUGGGCGCACACUCGUGGACCUUACUGUGAGAGGUGUCUCGCCCGGGACAUAUUCAGCCUCCAUCCGCGAAUACGGUGAUCUUAAGGAUGGCGCUGAAUCAACUGGACCUGUCUGGAAGGGCCCUAGCGGCGAGGCAAAGGGUGAUCUCGGGAAACUAGAAGUCGGCGCAGAUGGGCGGGGAGCUGCGUUUGUCGACUACCCUUUUCAAAUAUGGGAGGCUAUUGGACAUGCCAUGGUCUUGACGAAACAGGAGGAUGCCCAAUCCCUGAAAAACGAUAUCGACACAGUUGUUGGCGUGGUUGCUCGAAGCGCUGGAGUGUGGGACAACGAUAAGACUGUUUGCUCCUGUACCGGGAAGACCCUCUGGGAGGAGAGGAAGGAUGAGGUCGCCAAGGGGAUGCUGUGA